This is a messenger RNA of Paramecium tetraurelia, 1359 nucleotides long. RefSeq lists its product as uncharacterized. NCBI's taxonomy places the organism in Eukaryota, Ciliophora, Oligohymenophorea, Peniculida, Parameciidae. The transcript has a single exon. The record is from RefSeq and is a predicted model, not a curated record.
AUGGCUAAUUACAGAGAAUAGCCACUCUCGAAAAGUGAUUAUCAUAAUAGAGCUAAUGCUAAUAAUUAUCAAAAAACUAAUAAACCUGUCUAUAAUGACGAACCUAGGGAUCUUGAAAAUUACGUGCAAAUUCCAAAAAGAAAAUAGGCUUAUUUGGAAAACGAAGUUCAAGAUACUAAUAAUCGAUAUUGUUAUAAAGGAAAUAGUAAAAAUGAGGAUCCAUUUUCUAACAAUCCUUAUUAUAAUAGAGCUGCUUUAGAUUAGGUUUGCAGUCGAUCUAUAAUAACAUAUUUAGAUUAACCAAAUAAACUUCAGGAUAAUUGUUAAAAUAAUGAAUAAUAAAGAGAUAACCAAAAUUAAAAUUAGUAAAAGUAAAACGAACCAAUUUCUUAGUAUUACAACAACGAAUAAAGAGAUAGGUAUCAAGAAGUCAAAAAUUAUUAUUAUAACUAAAAUCACUAAUUUAAGUCGAUUUUAUCACCAAAACUAUAUUCCAGGGAUUAAUUCGAUCAAUAAGAAUAGUAGCAAUUAGGUUAAAAUAAAUAGUCAUAAAAUUAAAUACAAAAAUACUAGAAAGCAAAUUAAAGUCUUUAUGAAAACCCUUCAUUUGGAUUAAUUUAAGAAUAGCAAUAGAUAUAUUAGCAAUCAUAAAAUUAACCAAAAUAGCAGCAAUUCCCCUAUUCUUAACAUUUUACACAAGAGCCAGUCAGCCAAAACCCUCAAAAAUACGUCUCAAAUUCAACUAGACAAUAAUAUAAUGAUCCAAAUGAGAGUCAUUCUUAAAGAGAAUUUUAAUAAUCCAAAUAAUGUGCUUCCUAUUAAAGUUAAUCUACUUAGCGAUUACAUCAAGAUUAUCCAGUUCAAAAGUAAUAGCAAUACCAAUAAAGAUUGCAAUAUCUGGACGAAUUGAAGAGCAGACUCCCUAAUGAUGAUAUUUUCUAAUAAUAAGUCGAUAUAAGAAUACCGCAAACAGAACAAUAUUAUAGAUAAAAUCAAAAUGAGAGAUCAUCCAAAAUCAAUCCAAUUGCAGCUGUGAGCAGAAUGCAAAGACCAAAUGAAAUUAAUUAGGAUAAGUAUUAGUAUGGUUAGGACCAAAAUUACAAUCUUUAAAACAAUAGAAAUUAUUAGCAUUAAAAAGGAUAGGAUUAUUAUGAUACAUAAUCUUAUCAUAAAAAUAAUUAGAAGGAUUUUCGUGAGAAUAGCCAUAAUCAAUUGUAAUAGAGAAAGAACUAAUAGUAACAAAAGACCAGAACACCAAAUCGUUAUAGAGAGGACAGUUACGAAAGAGAGAAAUAAUGGUUUAUGUAACAAACUUCAAAUCUUCAUUAAAAUUCUUAAGCCAUCAAUAAAAGAAGAUGA